Molecule: messenger RNA, 3061 nt
Organism: Durotheca rogersii
Lineage: Eukaryota; Fungi; Ascomycota; Sordariomycetes; Xylariales; Xylariaceae
Exons: 9
Coding region: 720-2825 (701 amino acids)
Source: RefSeq, a predicted model, not a curated record
AUCGAGGUUCGUGCGUCAUCCCCAGGUCAGAUGUCUCGCUGAUCAAGCGGCCCUACGCCACGGACGGGGGAGGCCUUAGUUCCUAACCUCCGUUGCACCCACGGCCCCGGUUGUGGUUGGGACUGACCAGACUUACCUGGCUCAGGUACCUACCUCCUACCACGUGUAGUCUACGUGUCCCGUCCCGUCUCCUGCGUACCCCCAGUUCUAUACCUACCUACUCUAUACCUUCACGUCCAACUCCUCAAGUCGACACCCCUCCACCCUCCUCCUCCUCGGGCCACCGCAAAUGCAUAGGUAUACAUACCACUCCGACCGCUAGCCUCGUGUUAAAUCCGAGGCCACUGAGCGAUGGACCGACCUUUGCGCCCUCUAGAUUCCUCAACACGGCACAACUUGUUUGCGGCGGUGCUGAUGGCCCGGCCUAUCAAGCCAAGCUGGCUAAUCUAGCUUAUGGAGGAUGGGUCAUCUGCCAAGGACUACCUCGCUCGCCUUGUGUUGGGAAACACGAGGCGGUUGCGAUAUUUACUGACCUCGGUGCCGUUUCUAUCUUCGUAGGCGCGCUAUCUGGUCGCUGUGACGCGCAACUAUUAGAUAAAAUCGUCGAGCAGCCAGCGUCGUUUUGCUGUUCUCUCUUAUGACCCCAUUCACUUGCGCUAUGCGGACCUGUCGGUUGAUUCUAUCUUCUAUGUCCCACUCUCCGUCUUUUCCUCCAGGCCAUGCCGGCGCUGCCUUCGACGGUGCUAUUCGAUGCUCUGGCUAGCCGUAGCGAGCUUCUCACCGCAAAUGGUCCCUCCACAGCCCUCAGUUCGGGUAAUGCUACAAAUGGCGACGAUGCUAUGCAAGUCGUUUGUGCCUGGCCCUUGUCCGGCCAGUAUGGCAUUGGCUCGAGGGCGUUAUACUACGCUCUCGUAGCAGCCUGCAUCUUCGCUCGAAAGGCCGAAUGGCUGAGAAACGCUUGCUUAGCAGCUGCUUUGAUUUUCCCGGCUGUUGCCGCCCUUCAUGGCAUUGUCCUCGCCGUACUACAUACCGACAGUGCCGUCGACAUGGACGUAUACGGGGCCUUUCAGUUCUGCGCUAUUGGCCUAGUAGCCGCUCCGCUGACAGUGAGGAUGUCUCGGACCUACUUCUACGACCCCGGUCGAAAUAUAAUAUUUCUUUGGACUGGCGUUGUUCUCGCUGGUCUAUUGAGUCUGACCGUCGAGUUUUUCCGAAUCACAACCUCUGCCUGCCCCCACGACGAUUCCGGUAACCCGGUUUCCCCUCUUGAUUUCAAGGGCUUCCCAUAUGAGCAAGCUACCUGUGGUCUCACCUGUAGCAUCGAACAGGGGCCGAAAUCUCCGCUGAGACAAGGCGCAACAAACGAAAUAUACGUCAUUCCAGCACCCAAUAUACUCACAUUUAACGCUGCGACGCUCCUAGCGGCUGCGUGCUGCAUCCCUGCCAUCCUCUCUCUUGCGUCGAUGUGGAAUAAGAUCCUCGAGAUCAACUGGAAGUCCAGAUUCGGCCAAAGAGAUGGGAAUAAGUUAAUUGAGGGGACGAACGGUGCUACCGUCGCGAAAAUGAGCAAGGUUAAUACCGUGGUGAGGUUAUUUUUGAGCACCGUGGAGAUUCCUCUAUUUAGCGGCGCGGUAAUUGCCCUUCUCAUUUUUGGUGAAUGGAAUUUCGCCAGUCCUCAAAUGGCAUAUCAGACCGAACUCAUGACUAGCAUAGGCCAGUGGGCGCCUCUUGUCGGGACCGGCCUGGCUGCCUUAGGUUCGCUGUACCUCCUCGUCGUCGACUUGGAGAUGACGAGGGAGGGAGCAACACAAACAGAACCUGUGUGCUGUGCUUGUUCGAACCACAACUUCAGUGGCGACCAAUGUUCGGGUUUACUCAUUUCAGCUCAGGCGGCCUGCUCCGUUAGCUCGGAGGAGGGCCGAAACGCGUUUGAGAACGCCUUCGACAGCCCGCCACUAGACCCAAGGAAUCCAUCGGCUUUAAAUGGGGUUUAUGGCGGCGCACUUUCGGGGUCCUGCGAUUCGAUUGUUCCCCCAGACGCGGUACAUUUGCCGCCUAGCCUUUCUAGUCAUGGCGGAGUGCCGGCUGAGACGGACUCCUUCACCAGUCAGCCGAAACCAAAAGACCCGGGCAAUAGACGUAAAGUGGCCAAGGUGUUAAGAAAGGUUAGCGAUUAUUUUGGCACGGCAAAACUUCACCAAUUUGACGACUCCGAGUUCAAGCAUGGCAAAGCGGUCGACUUCCCAGAGGUUCCAGGGGAGGAGCAGCGAAACCCGGACCUGCCUCAAAUCCGAGAACAAUACAACACGCACCGCGAGGAUGAGAGCUCGGCUCGCUCUAUCAUAAAACGGUCGCCCAGAUCAGACAGCUUUACGGGGAGUGUCAGCUCCAGGUUCAGCGCCGAAAGCGGGUUGCUAAUGACGAGGGCGAUAUCAGCAGAGUCACUACCGCCGCCGCAUUCUCGCUCGUCAUCAUCGGCGCCAUCGACGGCCGGAAUAACGCGUAGCGACACGCUGCCACCAGUACAUGGCCCGGCUGAGCAGCAUGACCCAACCAGGGGCCAGCCAAGACAGCGGCGAGAUACUCUGGAGGUACCGGUUCUGGAUUUUCACAGCUCUUCGCGAGCUAGCUCGUCAUCCUCUCCGCUUACAACCGUCACUGCUAUCGCUAAUGGCCAGGGCUCGCCCGCAAUUGUUAUUAUAUCCCCCGACGCCGAAACGGACGCCGAUGCGGAUGCGGAGCCUCUCACUCUCAACCCCGCUACCGCCUCGUUGUCCUCUGCGUCGCCAUCUUCGCCACCGGCCGAUACGUUGCCUCAGCCAUAGCACGGAUGUAUGACACCUCAUGCGUGGAAGGAAAGAGAAGGUCCUCGUGAAGGACUCGGUAUUUUAUGAUUGGUGGUAUAUACUCGUAGAAGUUGGAUAUGCGUAUUUUCUUUAUGCGUAGGCUGGAGUGGUUAUGUAUGUAUGUAUGCAGUGUUCAGAAUAUGUAGGUGCCGUGUCUAAGGUAGACAGGACAAGUAUAUAUAUAUAUAUAGAAUAGGAGAAAGAAAGGAGGUGUG